AUGGUGGAUGAUGGAAGCUGUGACUUUCACGCAGCUGGCCAGCGAGAUCCGGCAGUGCAGCGACGCAAGAGACUUCGAUCGAGCCAGGCAGAUCCACAGACAAGUUCUCAAGAGCAAGCAUCUCCGCCAGGACGACGCCACUUACCUCGCGAAUUUGCUGCUCGAAGCUUAUGGAAGAUGUGGAACGGGCAUCUCGAUCGCGCGAGAAGCUUGUUUGAUCGAAUCCCGGAUAAAAACGUCGUCUCUUGGACCACCAUGAUCAAAGCUUAUGGUUCUUCCGGCCGAGUGGACGACGCAAAAUUACUCUUCCAAAAAAUGCCAGUAAGAAACCUCGUCACCUUCACGGGCAUGGUAAAAGCAUAUGCCGAGACUGGGCAUAUUCUCGAUGCCAGGGAAUUGUUUGAUUCCAUGCCCGAGAGGAACCUCGUGGCGUGGACAGUCAUGCUUGCGGCAUAUUCGCAGACUGGGCAUCUAGACGAGGUGCUUGCGCUGUUUGCGCGAAUCCCGGAGAGGGAGGUGGUAUCGUGCAGCAUCGUGAUCGGCGCAUAUUCCGCGAGAGGGCAAAUGCGCGAGGCGCGAAAGCUGUUCGAUUCGAUGCGCGAGGGAAAUGUGGUGACGUGGACGGCCCUGAUCGCUGGGUACGCGGGGCGUGGGGAUCUGGAGGAAGCUAGAAGUUUGUUUGAGAGGAUGCCCGAGAGAGAUACGGUGUCAUGGACGAGUAUGAUCACAGCUUAUGCCCAAUUGGGGCAUCUGGAAGAGGCGAGAGCUCUCUUUGAUUCCAUCCCGAUCAAUCGCCGGGAUGCUGUGGUGUGGAAUUCGAUGCUCUACGCGUUCUCUCGCGAUGGCUGCGUUGCCGGGAUGAUCGAGACGCUGAGGGCGAUGCCACGCCCGGAUCUUGUAUCGUGGAACAUCGCCAUGGCGACACUGGCAGAGUGGGGGAUGGGCGAUGACUUCGCGAAUUUCUUCCUGGAGAUGCCCGAGAGGAAUGUCUUGUCGUGGACGAGCAUGAUCCAGGCGCUCGCGCGGCGGGGCAUGCUCCAAUCCGCGAGAGACCUCUUCGACACAAUGCCGGAGAGGAAUCGCGUGUCAUGGUCGACGAUCGUCCAGGCCUUCGCCCGGAAUUCGCAGGGCGAGGAGGCGAUCCAGCUCGUCCUGGCGAUGCUGCUCGAGGGCAUCGCGCCGGAUGAGAUCGCCUACAUCGAGAUCCUGGCCGCGUGCGCCCACAUUGGAUUGCUAGAAACGAGCCGGCAAUUCUUCCACUCCAUCACCGCCGACCACGGCCUCGUCCCCUCGAUCGAGCACUACAGCUGCAUGAUCCACAUUCUGGGACGAUCCGGCCAGGCAAGAGACGCCGAGGAGCUCCUCCAAACAAUGAGCCUCGUGCCGGAUUCUAUCUCCUGGACCGCAUUGCUGGGCAGCAGCAACGAAAUCAGCCGCGGCGCCCGCGCGGCCAGGAAAGCAGUGGAUCUGGACGGAGAAAUCUCCGCUCCAUCCUCCUCUCCAACCUCGCCCUAA
Molecule: messenger RNA, 1515 nt
Organism: Selaginella moellendorffii
Lineage: Eukaryota; Viridiplantae; Streptophyta; Lycopodiopsida; Selaginellales; Selaginellaceae
Product: pentatricopeptide repeat-containing protein At2g35030, mitochondrial
Exons: 2
Coding region: 1-1515 (504 amino acids)
Molecular function (GO): protein binding
Source: RefSeq, a predicted model, not a curated record